Corylus avellana is the source of this 1858-nucleotide messenger RNA. RefSeq names its product squamosa promoter-binding-like protein 13A. Gene Ontology annotation, molecular function: DNA binding. Gene Ontology annotation, cellular component: nucleus. NCBI's taxonomy places the organism in Eukaryota, Viridiplantae, Streptophyta, Magnoliopsida, Fagales, Betulaceae. The record is from RefSeq and is a predicted model, not a curated record.
UUUACGUAUUUUUCUUCUCUUCAUACAGUGCAGCAAAGCCUAAAAAGGAAGGAAAGACACUCGGGAAGAACAACUUCUACACUUUCAUGCUCUCUCUCUUUACCAUAUUCAGUCUCUCUCUGUGUCUCUUUUCCGGAGUUCAAUACAUUAUCUAUUCUCUUUGUUAUUACUCGCGAUAAUUCCACGCGAACAGUUUCAUUCUCUCUCUCUCUGUCUUGCUCUGUCCCUGCUGCUAGGCACAAAGAAAGCUCACUCUCUCUCUAGACCCUUUUUGUAGAACUGUGUGUCAGAGAGUUUAAUGGCUGGGAAGCCCAUACCAGGCAUCUUCCCGUUUAUUUUUCGCAAAGUGUCUACAGAAGUUUUCUAGUUUACCAUUUUUCUUGCUUCACUAUACUCUCAACUUUGCAAUUUUUUUCCCGCCUCUUCUGAAAGAUUAUCUGCAAUCGGACAGCUUCGAAGUUACCAAAAGACAAGAUUUUUGCCUCUUCAGUGCUUGUUUUCUGGGUUUCUCUGAGGUUUGAAGACCUUGAUUUGAUUCUUGGAUGAAUAGUAAUUUUCAAGAUAAUUGUGACUUGCAAAAGGAGAAUUUUUCACGCCUUAGGAAUUUGCUGAGUUGAGGUAAGAAGUUAUUCCUCACAUUGCUUCAAUUAUUGGUUGUGGCAGCUCAGGAGUGUGUAGACCAUAGAGGCUGGCUCUCUGUAUGAUGGAGUCAUCAUCAUCAUCAGGAUCGACGAAGAGGGCUCGAGCCACGAGCACUGGAGCCCUAGCCCCUUCAUGCUUGGUUGAUGGCUGCACUUCAGACCUUACUAAAUGUAGGGAUUAUCACCGACGCCAUAAAGUAUGCGAAAACCACUCUAAGACCCCAAAGGUUACAAUUAGGGGUCAGGAACAACGUUUCUGCCAGCAGUGCAGCAGGUUCCAUUCCCUGGGAGAAUUCGAUGAUGGAAAGCGCAGCUGCAGGAAACGUCUUGACGGACACAAUCGACGCCGUAGGAAGCCUCAACCGGAUUCUCGGCCCUCAAAUUCAGGAAGGUUCCUCUCCGGUUAUCAAGGCACCACAAUCUUAACAUUCAGUAGUCCACAAAUACUUCCGCAAGCUGCUGUAAUGAGCUCUGCUUGGCUUGGACCUGUCAAAGCUGACACUGAUGCUGCUGUGAUUUGCAACAGCUAUUCGCAGAUGAACUUUUGUGACAGAAAAAACUCGGUUAAUCCUGGCUCUUUAUCCCACAAUUACAAAGGAGGAAAGCAGUUCCAAUUCUCACAAGCCUCUAGUUCCUCCCUCCCCGGAGCUUCUGUCAGCUGCCAUCCUCUUCCAGAAGCUAAUUUUGCAUACAGCAAUGCCGGCAGCAGUCAGAAAGUGUUUUCUAUUGAUCGAGGCAUCGACGACUCUAACUGUGCUCUCUCUCUUCUGUCAUCAACACCAGCUGAGGCUCGGCAGGUUGGUAAUUUGGGCCACAUGGUGCAGUACUUCAACCCCAUCACCCCACCUCAGUCCCUAGUCCCCAGUCUGCACUACAACAAUGGCUUGAGAAUGGAGGGUAAGCCAGUUUCUUCUGCAUUAGUUAUUGAUAGCAGCAGCAGCAAUGCCAACCUCCAUUGCCAGGAUAUGUUUUCCAUUUGGCCUGAUGGGUCGUCUGCAACCGGGCCUCACCACCAUACACAUUCCUUCUUGUGGGAGUAGUAUUAUGCCAUAUCCACCUCCUAGCUCUCCCUUUGGUUGAGCUUUAUUUUUAGCAGAUGAAAGCAACUGUGAGAUAUCAAACGUGUUUAGGAAAUGCAAGAAUUUAUGGUCGCUUAAAGAAGUGAGCUACUCUAUCUUUAUUGCUAUGUGUGAUGAAAUAAAUCUAUAUAUUGAGUU